AUGGAUGUGGGGGUCGGGCCUGGGGUGGGAACAGGCUCCGGCGUAGUCGGCGUUGGGUUUGGCGCGGUGGUCUCCGAGGGUGGGCCUGAGAGGGGCAUCCCAGGGGGGAUCACGGGCAUGGGGCCUGUGGGGGUGCUGAGCCCUUGGAAGGGUGCACGUACGGGCUCAGGUGUUGUGGGCAUGGAUGUGACAGGAUUGAGUACCGGAGCUGUUUGGGUCAGCUCGGGGGUUGUGGGCGCGGGUGUCUGGCUGGCAGCGAAGGGGCCCGCUGCAGCGAGUGGUGUCGUCAUGGCGGGUGUGGGCACGGGCUCUGGGGUCGUCUGCCUUGCUGCCGCGAAGGGGUCUGUCGCAGUCGACAGAGGUGUGGUGACGGCAGGCGCAGGCACCGGCUCUGGCGUCGUCAACCUUGGCGCCGGGGCGGGGGCUGGCUCGGGAGUCCGGGGCGCAGAAGUCGCCACUGGCGCUGGGCCGGGAGCCGCCACCGGUGCUGGCGACCAGCUGGGUGCAGACACGGGCUGGGAGACGGGGGGGAAGGGCUGGGGUACAGGCUCGGAGUUGAUCAAACUUGGGUUCAAAGGAGUCGGCACGGCCCUUAAGGUGUUCACCGAGUUGUGGGGUGCGCCAUGGUUGCCAUUGUUGGCAUGA
Molecule: messenger RNA, 645 nt
Organism: Symbiodinium natans
Lineage: Eukaryota; Dinophyceae; Suessiales; Symbiodiniaceae
Source: the annotation of a GenBank genome assembly